This is a messenger RNA of Chroicocephalus ridibundus (black-headed gull), 818 nucleotides long. RefSeq lists its product as uncharacterized. The transcript has 5 exons. NCBI's taxonomy places the organism in Eukaryota, Metazoa, Chordata, Aves, Charadriiformes, Laridae. The record is from RefSeq and is a predicted model, not a curated record. Bases 83 to 736 code for a protein of 217 amino acids.
CGGUGGCGCCGGGGCGGUUCCCGGGGCUCGGCGCGGCGCCGGCGGGCGGGAGGCCACGGUGGCGGGUCCGCACGCCGGCAGGAUGGUGCCGGUCCCCGUCGCGGCGCUCUGGGCUCUGGCUCCCCUCCUCGUCCGGGCAGACCAGCCCCCCGUCACCGUCACAGCGGCUGUCGGCCAGGACGCCUGCCUGCCCUGCGGCACCCAGCCCUGGGGACGCCUGCGCGGGGUCACCCUCACCUGCACCCACCAGGCUGGCGCCCACCACCCCGUCCCCGUCCUCAGCCACCGCCUGGGCUGGCACCCGCCGCCGGAGCCGGGCUGGCACCCGCCGGAGGAGCCCGACAGCCGGUUUAGGGGCAGAGUCGCCUUCUGUGCCGUGGGACCGGGGGACACCGGCGUGUCCCUGCUGCUGAGGAACCUCAGCGAUCCCGAUUUCGGGAAUUAUUCCCGCUACGUGGCCGCCGCCGCCGCCGAUGCCCCGCGGCUCCUCUGCAGCCUGGUCCUGAAGCCCGCCGAGGAAGAGGUCCUGAAAAAUGCCGAGCCGGACAUGAUCAUGGUGGUGUGUGUCCUCACCGCCGCCUUCACCGCGGUGGCCAUCGGGGUCCUCAUCUGCUGCCGCUGCGGGAGGCGGUGCUGCGGGCGCAGAGCGCGAGGGUCAGCCCCGGAGACCGGAGCUGCGGAUGAAGGAGGAGGAGCAGCGGUGGCUUUGAGUGACCUGAAGAGUCUCAAUGCCUGAGGGCACCGGCGGCCCCAUGGAGGAGCUCCAGCAGUGACCCCGGUGCAGGAUGCGGCCCUGGCUCCACCGAAGGGGGGCCUGG